Molecule: messenger RNA, 2688 nt
Organism: Aspergillus neoniger CBS 115656
Lineage: Eukaryota; Fungi; Ascomycota; Eurotiomycetes; Eurotiales; Aspergillaceae
Product: MFS transporter
Exons: 14
Coding region: 1-2688 (895 amino acids)
Biological process (GO): peroxisome organization; transmembrane transport
Cellular component (GO): peroxisomal membrane; plasma membrane
Molecular function (GO): transmembrane transporter activity
Source: RefSeq, a predicted model, not a curated record
AUGAUCAGUGCCACUAAGCGCUGGUUCCGGCGCAAUCGCAAGGGCCUUGCGAUCGGAGCUGGCGUGAUCGGAGCGGGCUAUCUCGCAGGCCAGUACCUGCUGUCCAAGAUCUCAGAGGCGCGCGAGCGCAUGAGUAGUGACCGCAUUGCUCGGGAGAACUUGCGGCGACGCUUCGAACAAAACCAGACCGACUGUACCUAUACUGUGCUAGCCCUACUACCGACGGCGGCGGAGGAUAUUCUCGAGGCACUUCCCGUGGAAGAAUUGACCAAGGAGCUCCAGAAGAAGCGUGCAGAACGACUGGCUCGUCUUAACGCUGGCGAAGGAACAGGCUCGGAUCUAAGCUCGGUGGGCCCCAGUAUAACGGAUGAUGAUCGGCGUAGCUUGUCUAGCUUCCAAAGCGAUGGCUUUGUCCGUACGAGUCAAUUAGAGGAGUCGACCAUCGAGGGGGGUGGCUCAUCACGUCCGAAGCGAAACAAGACCCAGCUGUGGAACGAGGUCAAGAUAACCUCUAUCACUAGGUCGUUUACGCUCAUCUAUACCCUGACCUUGCUGACCAUCUUCACUCGAAUUCAACUUAACCUGCUCGGCCGACGCAACUACCUCUCCAGCGUAAUCUCCAUGGCCACACCCCCUGCGGAUGGUUCAACUAUUCGACUUGAGGAUCACGAUGAUGACGACCUCACGCAAACACUUGGACAUGACUUUGAGACAAAUCGGAGAUACCUUGCCUUCAGUUGGUGGCUGCUUCACCGAGGCUGGAAGCAGUUGAUGGAGGAGGUGCAGGCCGCCGUGACGGAGGUGUUUGGACCUUUGAAUCCCCGGGAGGACAUCUCGCUGAGCAAGCUGUCGGAAUUGAUCCUGCAAGUCCGUGGGAAGAUAGAGGGCAAGACCGAGGAGGACAGGAAGUACGAGUCCGGGGUUCUUGGAGUGACGGAACCCGCGACACUUCAGACAACAGCGUCGCUGCGCCAUCUCCUGGACGAGACGGCCGAUCUGAUCGACUCUCCGACUUUCAUUCGUGUUAUGUUACUCCUCAACAACGAAUGCUUCCAAACUCUAAUUGACCAAUGCAAGGCCGAUGCGUUCAAAUCGUCCACGCAGGUGCCCACAUCUGUUCCUCAGUCCUUCGACUCGGUCGCCACGGUCGUCCCCGCGGCUGACGGCUCCGACACGAAAACGAAGCUGGCAAAUGUGUUGGCCGUCCUGGCUCGACAAGCCCAUGUGAUCGGAAAUGGGACAGCUCCCCCAAACCUGUAUCUGACCUCCAUUGAACAGGGGGGCCACAUUGAAGCGCUCACAUCAGAUCUUCCUCCUCUCACCACAACCACGGAGCGCAGGCUCAUGGCCAAGAUUGACUGGCACAUCGUCCCGUGUCUCUGCGUCCUGUAUCUGCUUGCUUUCCUGGAUCGUGUCAACAUCAGCAAUGCGGCCGUACUCGGGCUCGAGACGGACCUCAACAUCGCUACGGGGACGAAGUACAAUACCGCGCUCACUAUAUUCUUUGUGCCCUACGUUAUAUUCGAAAUUCCAUCCAAUAUCUUGCUGAAGAAGUUGAAACCUCAUGUAUGGUUGUCUUUUUGUAUGUUCGGGUUCGGCCUCGUCACGAUAUGUCAGGGCUUAGUCUCAAACUGGGGUGGACUGAUGACUACACGCUGGUUCCUGGGAAUGUUUGAAACGGGCAUGUUCCCUGGAUGCUUCUAUCUUUUGGGCAUGUGGUAUAAGCGCAGUGAGGCACAGAAGCGCUUUAGCUUUUUCUUCAGCUCGACCACGCUAGCGGGCGCCUUCGGCGGACUGCUUGCCAGCGGUCUAGGAAAGAUGGCCGGACUUCGAGGCUACGGGGGCUGGCGGUGGGUUUUCAUUAUCGAGGGAGUUAUCACCUGCGUGGUUGCCAUUGUCUGGUUCUUUAUCAUCCCGGGGUUCCCAGAGGAUGUCAAGUGGCUUAAUGAGGAAGAGCGAACGUACAUACGGGCUAAGCUGGCCCGUGAUGCAGGGAAAGCUGGGCACGAUGCUCGUAUGGGUUGUCGCGAUGUGUUGGCCGUCUUCAAGGACUGUAAACAAGAUCUUCCUUGGCGGGUUUAUGUACUUCGGGCAGGUUGUCACAGCAUAUGGAUAUGCUUUCUUCGCCCCGACUAUUAUCAAGACCUAUGGCUACGGAACUUUUCUGCGUUUGCAUUCUCGAUGGUGAUCGCAACGUUUUCUGAUCUAACCAGACAUCGGCUGGCUUUCACUUUGAUUCCUACAGCAAUUGCUAUGGCUGGAUUUGGAAUACUAUUGAAUGUGCACGGAGAGGCUCAUCGACACGUCCAAUACGGCGCGCUCUUCAUGGUGACCUGUGGCUGCUAUAGUGCGAUGCCGGUUAUUGUAUGUUGGUUUGCUAUGAACCUAGGGGGUCAUCGCAGGCGCAGCGUGGGCACGGCAUGGCAGGUUGGGUUCGGGAACACGGGAGGUAUCAUCUCCACAUAUGCAUUCCUAGCCAAAGAUGCGCCUGAGUAUCGGAAUGGCUACAUUAUUAGUCUGUCCUUCAUCUGCUUCUCCGCGGCCUGCUGCAUUGGAUACUUUGUGGCUCUCUGGGCGGAGAACAAGCGACGAGACCGGGUCAUGGCCAAUGGCGCCCCCGCGGAGCUGCGAGAAGAUGAAGAACAGGACCAGGGAGAUCUGGCGGUGACCUACCGUUACGGCUAUUAA